Molecule: messenger RNA, 2235 nt
Organism: Helicoverpa zea (corn earworm)
Lineage: Eukaryota; Metazoa; Arthropoda; Insecta; Lepidoptera; Noctuidae
Product: BAG family molecular chaperone regulator 2
Exons: 5
Coding region: 155-754 (199 amino acids)
Biological process (GO): protein stabilization
Molecular function (GO): protein-folding chaperone binding; adenyl-nucleotide exchange factor activity
Source: RefSeq, a predicted model, not a curated record
UUUAUUGUUCUACUGUCAGAUUGUGACAUGACAGUUGUUCUAUUUUUCGGAAAGUUCAAGAGAAUUUGAGAAACGUCACUCAAUUUGUUUUGGAUAUUUCUGUGCUUUUAUAAUUGAAACACUGGCCGGCUUGAGAAGCAACGAUUACGACAAAAUGGAAGUGGAUCAGUUUGCGGUGGACUUGUAUACCGGUGAGGGCUCGCGGCUGCCUCUCAUCGAUGAAUCGUCGGCUUUCGGAACACAAGCCCCGAAAGACAGGUUGAUAGCCAUAUUGGAUCAAGUUGAGAUGCGUGUGGAACGUCUCCGGCGUGACACUGUCCGCAUUGAAGAGGAGCGGGACUCCUUGCUGUCCACACUAGAUAGCAUCAAACAUUCUGAACUGCUUGGAGAUGUCAGUGAAUGUGACAGGGAAGAUAUAACCCGGUAUGCAGAACGGAUCCUAGCUCGUGCCAUGACGGUGGAGGUAGCCGUGCGCACAGACAGAGACGCACAGCAGGAGGAGGCCUUGCACCAGGUGAACAUGUACAUAGACCAGCUAGUGAUGACGGUGCACGACGACGCAGUAGUCGCCCACACCCGCUGCCAGACGUUCAUGAACGCCUGCACCUCGCAGCCAGACCCCUCUAGCGGCACCGACAAGAACUUCGAGUCAGCCAUCCUGGGCUGCACCCUCGACGACCAGAAACGCGUCAAGAAACGCCUUCAAGGCCUCCUAGACUACUUCGCCAAGUUGAACGUGACCACUUGCUCGUGAGUCGCAGCGAUGCUUGACAGCAAUCUCGUCAUUCGCUGAGCUCUCGCCAGCUUCUUUAUUUGGACUGUGCCUGAGGGGCGUGCCUAUCGUGCAUAUGUUGUAACUGAAAGACUGUUUAAUUGUAUGUCUUGGUUUGUUUGUGGUUUUUGACGCCGGAAUUUGUGAUUAGUAAGCACGCGAAUUUAGCCUUUAUUACAUCUUGUACACCUCAAGCUUUGGCUGUUUCUGGCGUGCAAAGUAAGUAUGUUUUGUGUAAACUUUUCUGCUUCUCGUAUCACAAGUUGUAACAUCACCACUGUGAGGUGUGAUACUGAAAUUGAUGUCUGUAGUGAAGAUACAUAAACGCAGUAAUUGUUACUUUAUACUAUUGUAUCAAUGUUACCUUUGAUUGCAAGUUAUUCGCUUGAUUGAAUACUCGUCCGCUGUGACAAACACUGGUUUGAAAUCAGUUAAAAGCAAUCAAUAUCAUAAAAGUUCAUACAUGAAACAAAACUGAUUCUGACAUUCAUGAAGAGGUGUCCCGACAUGAGAUAAGUUUUGUAAUUUUUUCCUUCAUUUGAUUAUCUGGAGAACAAUUUGUAUUUUUUUUUGUUAUUGAUUAAUCAAAUUAAUUCAAAUUAUUGUUUGAUUUGAAUCUGACAAAUUGUCUACAUCUAUGGCUUAUUUCAUACUAUAAGUAUGAAUGUGAAGCUUAUAGAAAUGUCAAAUUAUGACCUUACCUUAGGUACCUUAUUUCAGUACAAUAUUCUAUCUCUAUUAAAAAGGUAUCGCUGUCUCACUUGAUUAAAAAAUGUGUGACAAAUACAGAUAAACAAAGUGUGUAUGAUUGUGGUUCUAAAAAUAGGCACCUUCUCGUUUAGGCCUUGCAGUUAUGAAAAGCUUUGAUAAAUGUGAUAAUCUAUAUGUAAUGUGUAUACUUAGUAAAUUUUGUUUUUUUAAACUAUAAUUCCAUCAAUUUGGAAUUUAUUUCGUUUAUCUAUGGACCAUUAGUAUAGAUUACUUAAAAUCCAUGUUCUUUGAUAUUCUGUAAAGCUACCUUUAGGACACAGGCGGUUCGGGACUACCGCGUACGUCUCAUAAUCAUUAGCUUAAGAGCGCUUUCACAUUAGUAGAUUUCGUCGCUCGGUUCCUGGCGUCAUCUUUUAAACCGAAUCCAUACAAUUGACAGCUAUCGGUUCGAGCGAUGACAUCGAUCCGUCAGCCAGACCGAGCGUAUACUUACGCGACGCAAAAUCGUGUAUAAGCGCUCGAAGAUAGAUACCGUAUGUAAUGUACUUCUGAAAUAUUUCUCAAUUUUUGUUUCCCGUAAGUCCUAUGGUUGUUUUCCGUGUGUAAACAUUUUGCAUUUGUUAUCUUAGAGGCUCAAUUACGUCCUGUCCUAAAGAGAAUGUUAGAGUUACUGCCGAUUCUUUAAAGAAGUGUUUGUGUAUGAUUUUCGAAAUAAAUAAGUUUUUGAAUAAAUACUUUUUAUACUGUGCAAA